AUGUCAUUCGCGAGCACCCCGUUAGGUCAAGGCAAACGUGUUGAUCGUCAUACGUUCUUCAACAAGCCUCAUCGACGGGAUAACCAUCUAUUCCAGCGUGCCGCGCCACUAUCAUACUCAUACGCCGCGCCCCCUCUCAGCAGACCUCCUCCUCAACAGCCCGUUCCGCAACAUCCAGAGCGCUCGAACGGCGUGGACGAGACGGCGCUUGUCCGCUUCGCGCGGCUCAAGGAGCGCGAGCAGGUCGAGCAGUCAGGCGUAGGCGUGAACGCAGGCCCGCAUUCCCACAUCUCUCCUCAUCCGGAGAAGUGGAGUGUGUACGACACUUCCGUGAACAUCGCCGGCGCAUUCAACCAGGCCGUUUCAUCCACUGACGGCAACCCUCCUCCUCCUAUGAACCCCAACGAGACAUGGGCUUCCGGCUCUCGUAGGCAGACUCUGCCCCUCAGCACGUCGGUUGAGUACGAGAAAGAGACGCAAUCCACGAUCAAUCGCCGUCUAGCACCACCGUCACUGAGUCGCAACGGGGUGCAGAGCGCGAGCCACAUGCGUCAAGGGGUUUCAGAGGGGGAGGGAGGCACAUCAGCACAGCAGAACGAGAGGGGAAGGAGCACAUUCGGCCAAAUCGUGGAAAUGACGCAGCAACCGGUUGCGUAUCUGAUGCGACCACGGGACCCGAAGUUUACGGCGCGAAGCAACGGAAAUGGCAACGGCUAUGCGAACGAAAGUACAAGCUACGACUAUUCCGCGGAGGAGCGCGAGUACCAAGCGGCCGGCGCUACUUCCCAGAGUCAGGCGCCCAGACAGUCGAACGGCGCCCAUCGGCGUAACCGCAUAUCGACAGACAACAAGGCGUACACGCCGUCGAUGUCCGAACAAGAAGGGUCAGAUGAGGACGACCACGACAAUGAGGGCAAGCGUCCAAAGAAGAAGAAGAAGAAGGGUGGCGUCACGGGAGGGCCACCGUUGACUUCGCUGCCUACCGUUGGCCACGACAAGAAGAGAAGGAGGAGAUCGGGCGGUAACUCGACUGGUCUGGAAGAGGAAAGGGAGGGGGAGUCAAGCGGUGACGAGCAGGAUCGUGGUAGUCAGAAGCACUCACAACGUGGGACGCCUCCACAACAACGUAUUCCAUCGGCGUCGCGCGGCUCCGUGCCCCCAGAGACGUCAGGUUUUUCCGUCGGCCGGGGAUCUGUGCCACCUCAGGGCGACUCGACGAUGUUCGUAGAGCGGGAGCUGCUUGACGAGAUCGACGAGAGCGUCGUGCUCGACAGCACCGAUGAUGUGCCGCACCGGGCGACGUUCUCGAUUGGCGCGACGCUGGGCACAGCAACGAAUCUGAUCAUCAGGCUGGCUUGGACGAUCAUCCAACUGAUGUUCGGCGUCUUGGGACUAAUGGCGCGACCGUUCGGCAAGGCGUUCGGGGCGGUAAUGGACGUGUUCUGGCAUGCACCUCGGCGGUGGAUCGCCGGCAUGACCAUAGGAAGGCUGAUCAAGUACGGCUUCAUGGGAUACCUGCUCUACACGGCGUAUGUGAUCUUGUACCGGUUCGCGGAUGGGAACAUCACCGUCUCCUGGGAUCCCUAUCCUCAGCCUGUUCACUAUACGCCUGCGCUCCCGGCACCUGACGAAGUUGGGGUCCGCCUGCAGCAGCUGGAAAGCGCUCUGGCGGUGCUAUCUGCGAAUACGGAGCGUUCCCGCUCUGCGAUAGAUAACAGCCGCUCUGAGUUGCUUGGGCGCGUGAAUGUGCUCGAGAAUCAGGUCUCGAAGGAGCGUCAGCGCAAGUGGGAGGAGGAGAGGAAAACCAGGAAGACAACGAGUGAGGCAUUGCAGGCCGUCAAGCAGGAACUAGACGUGCUGCGGGAACAACUUCGGCUUCAAGAGGAGAUGCGAGGUAAUGCUGAGCCUGUGUUCAUGCCUGACGAGGAGGCGCGGGCUAGAGUGCGCGCUCUGGAAGAACGAUUCGGGAGUGUCGAGAGCGGAGUCGAGCAGGCUUUGCAGCUCGGAAAGAGCGCGGUAAAGGCGGGUCGCUCUGCGAGUACAACAGGAGCAUGGUGGAACAAGCUCACAUCAGGCAAGAGCGGCUCCCAGCUGGUGAUCAAGUCCAGCGAUGGCCAAGAUGUCAGCUCACUGAUCAAUCAUCUCGUCGAGUCCUCAGUCUCCCGCCUGACGAAGGACACCCUUGCCCGGACGGACUAUGCACUCUACUCUGGUGGCGCGCAGGUCAUUCCGUCGCUUACAAGUGAGACAUACCAGAUCGAGAAUGGAUGGGGGAGCAAGAUUAUGGGCUACUUUGGCGGCGGCGUCGGAGGGUGGAUUGGGCGCCCGCCUGUGACUGCGCUACACCACGACAUCAAUCACGGCCAUUGCUGGCCUUUCCCUGGCACUCAUGGUCAGCUUGGUGUGAAGCUCGCGGCACCGAUAUACAUCUCUGCCGUUACCAUCGACCAUGUCGCGAAGGAGGUCGCCACGGAUAUGCGCUCGACGCCGAGGCAGAUGGAGCUCUGGGGCCUCAUCGAGGGUGAAGAUAACAUCGAGAAAGUGAAGGAAUGGCGCGCCCUGCGUGACGCGAAGCGGGAGGUAGCGCGCACUGAGGCGGAACUACAGGGGCGGCCAUUCGCCGACCAGACGGAACCUGCGUACCCGUCGACGCUACCCAAGUCGCCCGAGUACUUCCGUAUCGCAAGCUUCACGUACAACGUGCAUUCGCCGAACAACAUCCAGACGUUUGAGAUUCCGGAUGAGAUCCAGGAUCUGGGUAUCGAUUUCGGUGUGGUCGUCUUGCUGAUCGAUAACAACUGGGGCAGGGAUGACUUCACUUGCCUCUAUCGUCUGCGAGUCCACGGAGAGCGGAAGGAUGAGGUGCCGCCGCCGUAUCCAGAGGACUGUGCGGGGCCAUAA
Molecule: messenger RNA, 2901 nt
Organism: Laetiporus sulphureus 93-53
Lineage: Eukaryota; Fungi; Basidiomycota; Agaricomycetes; Polyporales; Laetiporaceae
Exons: 3
Coding region: 1-2901 (966 amino acids)
Biological process (GO): nuclear envelope organization
Cellular component (GO): nuclear envelope; meiotic nuclear membrane microtubule tethering complex
Molecular function (GO): protein-membrane adaptor activity
Source: RefSeq, a predicted model, not a curated record